AUGUAUGUUUUUCGUCUUGGUGCGAGCGGAGUAUGCGCUAGUCACAUGGUUUUCUCAUGCCCAGGACCUUUGUCCUAUAGUUAUUUAAAUCUUUAGUCCAGACCUGAAUGAUUAUCACUGAAUUGGACAGAGCAUUUGACCAAUCUACAGUAUCACUCGUUUUCUGAUCGCCUGCGAUGCAAACGUGAAUUUAUGUCCAUUCUCCAGAAAAUACAUAAAAAUACGAGAGGGGUGUUCCGUUCUUCUUCCAUUUUUUAUCGCUGAUCGGAAUAAUAAAAAGAUCAGCACCAAAAAUUCGGAUAUAAAAGCGCCAGGAAACUCACUCACAUCCAUUCAGUCUUCCUGAUUCGACUCUCUUCUCUCCAGCACAAAACUAUCCGAAACCACAAGAUGUAAGUUAUUUCCCAGCGUUCAGCAUUAGAAAAAUGCAAAGAGUUCCAUCACGAGAAAACCAUUUAUCCCUAAUAUUCAAAUUCUGAAAUGUUGCUCUUGCAGGUUCGCGUCUCUCGUCGUUUCUUCUGCCGGGACUUCUUCUCCGAUGCCCACCUCAGCUCAAUCCGAGCCAAAACAGCCAGACACACCCAGACCAAAGUAAGGUUGGGUGUGUCUGGGGAGCUCAAUUAUUUUCCCGACAAUAAAUCAUUUAAAAAUCAAACCUGUUUUAGUGUUUAUUUGAAGAAAAACAUUUAAAAGGCAAUGUCUGAGAACCUCGAAAUUCGCUAAUUACACCAGGUCACUAAAAAUUCAGAGUGCUUCAAUUUGUCCCAUAUUAUACCCAAUGAGUACUUACAUAACAGUGGUACAUCAGACAAGUUUUAGUCCGGCUCCUCAGACUUAACGCCAUUCGACUUCUCGCAUCUUUUAAAGCAUUUUUCAUGUUGGCACCAAAAAUUUAGCACCUCUCCUUCAUGAAGAAAAAUAUUGUUUUAUGACAUUUUGCAGAAAAUUUUUCAGUAUUCUGCUCGUCCUGAAAAAUUUUAACACUACAUAGCCAUGAUUUUAUUGCUGAUUCUGAAUCUAGACAGUAUUGUGCUUCUGCAAAAAAAAGUUCACCCCGAUCCCGAUUGACAUCAAGGGGUUUUUAGGCCGAAGUUCACAAAAUUCGGAGUUCUUUUGCUUGGAAAAAUGUUUGCGAACUUGAGAAAAGUGCGUUUUCUCAAUUUUCUAAGGGGUCUGAUUGCGAUUUUUGUUGUUUUCGUAUACUUUUAGGAAUUCUCGAUUUUUUGGAAGCAUUUCGAGAAUUGAAAAAAAUUAGACCAGGUCGUCAGCCCAUGACAAAAUUUUCGAGAUAAAACUAAUUCUCGAAAUGCUUCCAAAAAUCGAGAAAGCCUAAAAGUAAUGAUGUUGACACACACACAAGGAACCUCGUAAUUGACAGCCUUGUUGUUAUAACAUAGGAUAUCAAUGUCUUCUGUCAUCAAUGCGAUUUCAGUGCCAAUCCAUACUAAUCUAAAUGCACAAACAGGUUUCUUCUACACCUCGGGGGCUCGUACGGUUGCUUUCAACAAAUAAAUCGAGUUCAGAAUAGAUAGAUUAGAAAAGAAUCAAUGCUGCAUGGCUUAGCCACUCGUAGUUCCCGAUAUUUGAAAGAAAUCCGGCUCGUUUGGCUAUAACUUUUCCGGAUCUUCCUGUGAAAUGAAAAAAAAACAUUUUUCCCAGUUUACUUUCGAAAAAUCGGAAAGAUUCCGUCAAUUUUAAACAAUUUCUACGUUUCCAUUUGCUGUAAAUAUGCAAGCGCGCUCCAUUGAGAAUUGUUUUCGCGCCGCGAGGUGAGGACGCGUUCCCUUUCACACGCUUUUUAUUCCUCCAUUGAUUGAAGCAGCUUGGCAUCAUCCGGCCUGUUCAUUCACUUUCUCUCUUUCUUUUCCCUUUCCGAGCUUUUGGCACAGUUUUUGAUAGGAACUCACUCUGUUGCAUCAUACCAUUUUUCCUCAUUAUUUUCCGUUGCUCCCUCCCUCUCUCUCACUUCUUUUUUUCUUGGACGCGGAUCGAUUUUCAUGCAGUGCACAUCAUUAGUUGGCCGCCCGCACCCGCUUUUGCAUUUCACAUCUAAUUCGGAAAGGCAUGAACCUUAUACAAAACCGUAUCAUCUGUUCAUUCUCGUGAUUUUUCCUUUUUUUCAAAUUAAUUUUCGUUUCAGAUGGAAGAAGAGACAACCUUGUCAAAUUGGUUGGAGCUGAACCAGUGCAACAAGACGAUUCCGUCCGGGAAUUCUACAAGAUUUGCGAUGCCUUCGAACUCUCUCGAAGAACUACUGAGAGACUGACGACGAGAGGAAUCGUCGUGAAUCGCAUCCGAAACGUUCGAUGAGAGAGGAGCGACAUGAUCCGCUUCGUUAUCAGGAACGUCAGGAGAAUCGGAUCAUCGUUCGACCGGAGAAGCAAUACAAACUCGGAACGGCUCUGCAUCACGAGGCAGAUUGUCAACGCAGAGAAAGAACUCCAAGACGUGUAAGUUGCGCAGAUGAAAAUGACAGUAAUCUUCAAAAGACGUUCUUUUCAGCGUCGCCGCCAUUUAUCGUCCAGAUCCCGUUCUCACCAGCAAAUCCGCUCCGGACGCCAGUCUUCAUUGAGAAUGGAAAUCAGCCGAUCAUCUUCAAGAUUCUGUUAGUUUCCAGUUAAGCCUAUUCAGAACUGUAAACAUCUCCUUUUUCAGGCAGAUAAGCAAGAGUACCGACUCAGUAAUUCGACCAGCACAACAACAAUAAUACUUUAUAAAUACUCUAUACUUCAUUUCUUUAAUUUUUUGUUUCUGGUUUCUCGGCACAUCAAAUUUUAUGGAACUUUUGCGGUUUGUCUUAAUGGUAAAUUGAUUUGGCUUGCAACGCCGUCUGAUAUAUCUUUUUCUCUAUUUUCAGUGAUGGUUGAGCGCAGGAAAUCGGCGGAACAACACUGAGUAAUUGUUAUUUAAUCUGGUCACCUAAAAAUAUAAAAUUUAUUCCGUGUUCUUCGGCUGAUUUCUUCUACUCAUUUCUGAUGGAGACGUAAACAUUCACUUUUGUCGAUUGCGUGCCACUUGGCAGCGGAUUAGCAGCGGAUACGCGUGCUCAUCGGUUACCCGAUACGUAACUGUUGCGCAACCAAACGUGUUCUCGCUGUCCGCGCGAGAAGAGUACUCUCCGCUUUCCUCAGUUGGUCGUUGUUGCUCUUGACACUACAAAUGACUAGAUUGGAUAUUCUACCAAGAGUAACCAAGCGUAACGGAGGGUUUGGGCAAAUCGCAACCUUCAUUGUGAAUUUCUAAUUAUAAUUAGCAACGCAGUCGCAAGAUAAUCCUCUCUUUCUCUCUUGCCACCUAUCGUUUCACCUUCUAUUUCAUUUCUCUCGUUUGUUAACCCUUAUUAUGGAAUCUUGAAAAGCGGAGAGAGUCUUUGUUACUCUUUCAACCUAUGUGACAGCGAGACCAAGGGACUCUCUUUCUCGCCCCUUCUUGUCGAGGAAACGUUCUCGAAAUGUGAUUGUGACAUAAUUCAUUGAUUGACUGCUUUCUAGCUCAUUUUCCGUCCGCUCAUUUUCCUUUUAACGCGUAAAAAUGUUUGAAAGAAGCCCCAAAAUCCUUUUUUAUGCAGUCAUUUUGCAGAAAAUGUCUGAAAACAUUGAUACAAUUCCGCCGACUGCUGACCUCGCCAACACGUCCAACAACUCCACUGCGAGAGGAUUAAAGGCAAGCUAUAGUUGGCAGUAGGAAUGAUCAAAAACGUGUGUUUCAGAGAGCUCUCACCGGAGACGUGGAUCCGAGUCUCAGUACUGUGCCGAAACAGAUAAAGACUGCCCGCACACCGACAGAGAACGAAGGGAAUGAGCCGGUGGCGGACACUUCUGAGGUGAUGGAAGUGAACGUUGAUUCGAAGGACCCGGCCGGCGAUCAGAAUAAGGCGUUGGUACUGUUUUGUGGAGGUCGAAUGGAAAUUGUAAGUGAUUUUUUCUAGUUAUUUUCUCAAUAUCCGGUUUCCAGGAAAUAUAUAAUCCUAUCAAAAAGGCUCUACUCGGGAUAGGAUAUCUUCCGUUCAUUAGAGACGACGUCAAGAUCGACUUGGCAGAGCUUCUGGAGCUGGCGGAUCGCGAUAUGAUAGAGUUCCUGAAGCCGCGAGAGUACGCGAACUUCUACCGGCAGGAGGUACAUAGGGAAACUUAUAAUUUUAUUAGGAAACAUACAAUAAUUGAGCGGAUAGUUUGAAAACAGUUGUACAUAUCGGACCUCAGCAUUUCAGAUUCUGCCGGCUUUCGCAAACUGGCAGGCCCUCGAGGAUAAGCUAUUGGAAAAAAGUGGAGAGGAGUUUGAAGAGCAAUUUCUCCCCGAACUAGAAAUAUUUCCUCAUCAGCAAUUGAAAUACAUGUUAAAGUGAGCUCAAAAAUAAAAUAUAGUAAAAUCUGAACGAACAAUGAUUUCAGACUAGAAAAAAAACUCGCCCGGUCCCAAAACGAGACGUACAAAACAAUCGCGAAGUAUGAGGCCCUGAAAGACCAUGCACAGACGAUGGAAACAUCGUGUUUCGAUCUCAUAGAUUCUCAGAAAAAAAUGAUUAAAGUGCUGGAGGAGAGAUUAUCGCUAGAGAAAACUAUUCAAGAGGUGCAGAACAAAUUUAUAAAGACUCACGAAACUGAGAGCACCUUGAAUGAGGAAAUUAUCAAGCUUCGGAAGCGGGAGGUCGAAAAUCUGACUAAUACUGUAGGUCGUCUGCAACAGCAGAAUCGUGAGCACGUCGAGACAAUCGGUGCUCUCCGUAUCACGAAUAUUGAACUGCAGACAAGUCUUCGUGCGGAGAGAAGAAUCAGUGAAAGAAAUGCGCGCCGUUUUGGGGUAAUUUUUAAUUAUUGAGAACAUUGCCUGAAUACAUAACUUUCAGAGAAGACGACACAUUGGGAGUGACGACGACACGGAUAGGGAGGAGUUGUACGACCUCUUCGGACCUCCCGGACGCCGUUAUCUGUGA
Messenger RNA from Caenorhabditis sp. 36 PRJEB53466, 4933 nucleotides. Lineage: Eukaryota; Metazoa; Nematoda; Chromadorea; Rhabditida; Rhabditidae. The record is from the annotation of a GenBank genome assembly.